AAAAUAGUGAAUAGAAUAAAAUCGUGAAAAAGUGAGAAGAAUACAAUCCAUCGCCUUGUUAAAAGUGAAAAUAUUCGUUCGCCAGAAAAUAUAGUGGGUGACAGUGUCAGUAUUUUUUUGUGAGAACUUGUCACGAGCCGCACCUUCAUUAAAUACAAAGAUGCUGUCCGCUGCCCGACUGAUUGCCCCUGCAGCCAGGUCUGCUGUUUUCAACAACACGGCUCUCAUACGACCACUAGCGGCUGUUCCCACACAAAAACAGAUUGUACCCAUUGCACCAGCUCAACUGUCCGCAGUGAGGUCAUUCCAGACCACCACUGUGUCAAAAGACAUUGACUCUGCUGCUAAAUUUAUUGGUGCUGGUGCUGCUACAGUAGGAGUUGCAGGUUCCGGAGCUGGAAUUGGAACGGUGUUUGGGUCACUCAUCAUCGGUUAUGCCAGGAACCCCUCCCUCAAGCAGCAGUUGUUCUCAUACGCCAUCUUGGGUUUCGCCCUGUCUGAGGCCAUGGGUCUUUUCUGUCUUAUGAUGGCCUUCUUGUUGUUGUUUGCUUUCUAAACUACUUACUUAUAAGAACACUACUGCCAUCCCACACAUUGAGGUUUCAGUGAAUACUAUUGGGAGUGGACGGCCAUGGAAUCGAAUGAUUGAAAAUUUGGAAACCUCACCUUCAUAGUGAUGCAAGGACUGAUGUGUAAAUGUGUUAACUCACAGUGUGCGUCAUCAGGAAUGCUAUUAUUUAAUUAUGUAGUAUAAAAAAACAUCUGAAAAUAAAAUGUUGUACGUAAACAUUAUUUGAAUGCUACAGUUAUUUCUGUUCCUGACUUAGACUUAUCUAAACCAUGUUAUGCAUUAAUAUUUCAGAUCAAUCAGCAAUGGUUAAAAAUCGGAGAUGAUAUUUUAUUAAAGCCAG
Hyposmocoma kahamanoa is the source of this 911-nucleotide messenger RNA. It is a transcript of the gene ATPsynC, whose product is annotated as ATP synthase lipid-binding protein, mitochondrial. Bases 161 to 556 code for a protein of 131 amino acids. NCBI's taxonomy places the organism in Eukaryota, Metazoa, Arthropoda, Insecta, Lepidoptera, Cosmopterigidae. The record is from RefSeq and is a predicted model, not a curated record. Gene Ontology annotation, biological process: proton motive force-driven ATP synthesis; proton transmembrane transport. The transcript is spliced from 4 exons. Gene Ontology annotation, molecular function: proton transmembrane transporter activity.